AUGCCCACUCAAGAGGAGACAAAGAACCUAGAGGUUAUCCAGGAGUACUUCACCGAGUACUGGGGCAAAGGCAACCCCGAGAUCGUCGACAAGCUCUGCGCUGAUAACUUCGUCAUCAACUACCCAAUGCAUGGCCCACGGUAUGGAAAGGAGAAUGCCAAGAAGAUGCUUCAACAGGCAUUUCCAGAUAUCUCGUUUCAUGCCUACCAGCACCCUCUGAUCGCCAGCGGGCCAUAUGUAGUCGGUCGCUGGAUCGGAGGCGGCACUCAUACUGGAGUUGCCUUCCAUGAUCUUGCGGUCGGCGCUUUGGAGAAGGCGAAUACGGGCAAGAAAAUGUACUUCUCUGGAACGACUAUCUUCACACUCAAGGAUGGGCUUAUUGUGGAUGAGACUGGGGAAGAGGGAGCUCUGACGGCUCUCCAGCAGCUUGGGCUGGUUCAGCAGCCAAACCCUGGGAAAGAGGUCAAGUACCUCCACGAAUAA
This is a messenger RNA of Fusarium fujikuroi IMI 58289, 483 nucleotides long. RefSeq lists its product as uncharacterized. The transcript has 2 exons. Lineage: Eukaryota; Fungi; Ascomycota; Sordariomycetes; Hypocreales; Nectriaceae. Gene Ontology annotation, biological process: polyketide metabolic process. The record is from RefSeq and is a predicted model, not a curated record. Bases 1 to 483 code for a protein of 160 amino acids.